AACGCAGCCAAUGCAGCGCGGGAACUGGUGAUCCAGCGGCUGAUGUUGGUGGGGAACGUGUGUGAGAACGAAGAGCAGCGGCUGCUGGAGAAGGUGCACGCGGAGGAGGAGCGGGCACACCAGAGCAUCCUGACGCAGCGCGUGCACUGGACGGAGGCUCUGCAGAAGCUGGCCGCCCUCCGCACCUACCUGGUGGACGUCAUCACCAACGUGGAUGACCAGGGCUUGCUGCAUGCAGAACAAGAGAUCUUCGAGAGGACAGAGGUGGCGGAGGGAAUCUUGGAGCCACAGGAAUCCCUGAAGUUAAACUUUAACCAGGCGUGUGUCCAGAGUCCGCUGCUUUUUUUUUCCGUUCUCUGCUGCCUCGCAGGUCAGUGAGAAAUUCACAUCGAUGAGAAAACCAUCAGCCCCCACCUCAGCCUGUCAGAAGACAAGAAAACCCUGACCUUCAGCCCCAAGAAAGCAAAAGUGGACUUGGAUGGCCCUGAGCGGUUUGACCACUGGCCCAACGCUUUGGCUACGGCGGCUUUCCACUCGGGAGUCUGCGCGUGGAGGAUCCGCGUGGAGAAGAGCUGCGCCUACAAGCUGGGGGUGUGCUACAGCUCCCUGCCGCGGAAAGGCUCCGGCAACGAAGCCCGCCUGGGCUUCAACACCGCCUCCUGGGUCUUCUCGCGCUAUGACAAGGAGUUCCGGUUCCUGCACGGCGGGCAGCCGCGGGCCGUGGAGCUCCUCAAGGCUCCGGCCGAGCUGGGGGUGCUGGUGGACUUUGCGGGAGGGGAGGUGCUGUUCUAUGACCCCGAUUCCUGCGCCAUCCUCUUCUCCCACCGGGAGGCUUUCAUGGAGCCCCUUUAUCCUGUCUUUGCCGUGGCGCACCAGAGCAUCUCGCUCGUCCAGUGA
Messenger RNA from Pterocles gutturalis (yellow-throated sandgrouse), 897 nucleotides. It is a transcript of the gene BSPRY, whose product is annotated as B-box and SPRY domain containing. The transcript has 5 exons. Lineage: Eukaryota; Metazoa; Chordata; Aves; Pterocliformes; Pteroclidae. The annotation marks the transcript as partial. The record is from RefSeq and is a predicted model, not a curated record. Gene Ontology annotation, molecular function: protein binding.